Messenger RNA from Syzygium oleosum, 2233 nucleotides. RefSeq names its product 65-kDa microtubule-associated protein 6. NCBI's taxonomy places the organism in Eukaryota, Viridiplantae, Streptophyta, Magnoliopsida, Myrtales, Myrtaceae. The coding region runs from base 68 to 1873 and encodes 601 amino acids. The transcript is spliced from 12 exons. Gene Ontology annotation, biological process: microtubule cytoskeleton organization. Gene Ontology annotation, cellular component: cytoplasm; spindle. Gene Ontology annotation, molecular function: microtubule binding. The record is from RefSeq and is a predicted model, not a curated record.
UGAAAACCUUGGUGGGUUUCUCAUUUUCGCUACUCUGUAGAGAGAGAGAGAGGAAUUGGUGUGAGAAAUGCUGGCGAUCGGUAGUCCUUCAAGCAGCUUGUUUUCAAGCUCCAGCUGCAAUACUCUGCUCAGGGAACUUCAGCAAUUAUGGAUUGACAUUGGAGAAAGUGAAGCCGAUAAAGACCGCAUGCUUAUAGAAUUGGAGGCUGAAUGCUUACAAGUUUAUAGAAGAAAGGUUGAGGAGGCUGCCAAUGCCAAGGCUCGUCUACAUCAGUCUGUUGCAGCCAAGGAAGCUGAGCUUGCAACACUUACGGCCGCUCUUGGAGAUCUUAAUAUUCAUUCGCCUAUUCAAGCUGAGAAGAGGUCAGCGUCAUUGAAACAGAAACUUGCUUCUGUGACUCCUGUGGUGGAAGAUCUGAGGAAAAAGAAAGAGGAAAGGAUAAAACAGUUGGCUGACAUACGGGCUCAGAUUGAGAGGAUCAGUGGAGAGAUAUCGGAGUACGGUUAUGCAAAUAAUGGCGCAAGCAGUAGCCUGAGUCUGGAUGAAGAAGACUUGUCCCUUAGAAGGCUUUCUGAAUAUCAAACACGCCUUCGCACUCUUCAGAAGGAGAAGUCUGAACGCCUUCAGAAAGUUCUAGUGUACAUAAACGAGGUACAUUCUCUCUGUGGCGUGCUUGGAUUGGAUUUUGGAAAAACUGUCAGCGAGGUGCAUCCAAGUCUGCAAGGUACAGGUAUUGAACAAUCAACUAACAUCAGCAAUGGUACCCUGGAAGGUCUAGAACAUGCCAUUCGGAAGUUGAAAGUGGAACGCAAGUCUCGAAUCCAGAAAGUUAAAGAUAUUGUUGCAUCGUUAUUUGAAUUAUGGAAUUUAAUGGACUCCUCAAACGAGGAGAGGAGUAAUUUUUCAUGGAUCACAUCCGUCCUCAGGUCUUCAGAAAGUGAUAUUACAGAACCAGGUGUUCUGUCAAUGGAGUUAAUUGAACAGGCAUCAGCAGAAGUGGAUAGGCUCACUACUUUGAAAGCAAGUAGAAUGAAGGAACUUGUCAUGAAAAGGAGGUCAGAAUUGGAAGAUUUUUGCCGACUUGCCCAUAUUGUACCUGACACUAGCACCUCUGCUGAGAAAUCCAAUGCACUGAUAGAUUCUGGGUUAGUAGAUCCCUCGGAGCUUUUGGCAAAUAUUGAAGCACAGAUAGUUAAAGUAAAAGAUGAAGCUGAGAGUAGAAAAGAAAUAAUGGAUAGAAUUGACCGAUGGCUCACUGCCUGCGAGGAGGAAAACUGGCUUGAAGAGUAUAACCAAGACGAGAACCGAUACAAUGCUGGAAGAGGAGCUCAUGUUAACCUGAAACGAGCCGAACGAGCUCGAGUGGCUGUUAGCAAAAUUCCAGCGAUGGUUGACAAUCUAAUAAACCGAACACUGGCAUGGGAAGAUGAGAAAAGGGCUUUAUUCCUUUACGACGGAGUACGACUGGUAUCCAUACUGGACGAUUACAAAUUGACCAGAAAACAGAAAGAAGAGGAGAAGAGGAGAUUCAGGGACCAAAAGAAGCUUCAAGAUUUGCUUCUAACAGAGAAGGAAGCCAUGUACGGGUCUAAGCCCAGUCCGAGAAAAAGCAACAGCUUCAGGAAGCUAAAUGGGUAUUCUGCUAACGGGAAUGGAUCCAUGACUCCGACACCACGCCGUAAUUCAAUGGGAGGUGCAACUCCAGAGCUCCUCACACCAAGAUCAUAUUCUGGACGUCAAAAUGGUCAUUUCAAAGCAAUGAGAAGGUUAUCCACCGCUCCAUUGAACUUUGUGGCCAUAUCUAAAGAGGACUCAAUGUCAACGUAUACAUCCGUUUGCGGUUCCGAACUGGGGUCUCCACCACAUCUCUGAAAACCUGCAAUGGGACAGGUUACUUGUGCUGGAGAUUCAGCGGCGACCUUGUGAAUAGCGAAGGAAGUGUACACAGUAGCUUACCAUUGUACUUUCUCAAAGUGACUUCUUCAGUGGUGUUAACUGACAGUUGAGGAUGUGAAUCAGGUGUUUUUCCUUGAGAUUCUAGAAGCGAGUUAGCAAUUCUGUGGAUACGAUGUGGCUUUCUUUUGGCGACUGCAAGUUAUUGUUUCAUAGAUUGUAGGAAUAUAUGGCGCAUGAAGAAGUGAAAGUUUAUAUUUCAUUUCGCGGGAUUUUUUGUUAUUCGGGAGUGUCGAAUGUACAUAUAUUCAUCGUAAGUGUGGUUGAUCUUGCUUUCAA